ACUGUUUUUUGUUAUUAUUAAUUUUUAUAAAUAUUUGAUCACAAUCUCCAUUCACGGUUGUUGCUCUUUUGGAGGGCGGAUAAAUGAAAACAGGUGAAAAAUGCCGUGAGGCAAUUUUGUGUGGCUCCCUUGUCGAUCCUGGAGGCGCGAUUCAUUUGGCCAUUUUGGCGAUCGUUUGUUUUGACUUUAGGGCCGAUAUCUCGCUUUUAAUAAAUUGCAUUCGCUGGGGUGCAAAAUGUUAUAUUUCGUUUUAAUCGCGGAAGUGUUUAUGAAUUUCAGAAACAAGAUUUUAUGAUUUUACCGCAAUGACUCCUUUACUGUUCUUGGAAAAUAUCGACAAAACUCGCCGCUAGUUAAGGUUAAGUUAGUGUUUGGUUCUCGAGAGGAAUUGAUGGAUUUUAAAUUGUAGCGUGAUGAGUUUUUCAAGUGACGAAGUGAAUUUCCUCGUGUACAGAUAUCUGCAGGAAUCAGGGUUUCAGCACUCCGCGUACACGUUUGGCAUCGAGUCACACAUCGCCCAGUCUAACAUAAACGGCGCCCUGGUCCCUCCGGCAGCCCUUUUGAGCAUCCUGCAGAAAGGUCUCCAGUACACAGAAGCGGAAAUCAGCAUAGGCGAGGAUGGUUCUGAACAACGGUUGGUUGAGAGUCUAUCUCUCAUUGAUGCUGUCAUGCCUGAUAUUGUUGCCACAAGGCAAAAUCAAGCGAACCAGCAGAAGCCGGUAAUUAAAAAUGAACCGCAAGAUACAAAUGGUGAAGAAGGUAAAGGCCCGGCUCCACCCUGCUCUCAGGGCGAGGUUAAAAAGGAGGUUGACGUUAGCAUUGAAAUCCCAGCCAGCAAGGCUACUGUGCUACGAGGGCACGAGAGCGAGGUGUUCAUCUGUGCCUGGAACCCAACAACUGAUCUCUUAGCGUCAGGUUCUGGCGAUAGCACUGCAAGAAUAUGGGACAUGUCGGACAACUGUACCUCCCCAAAUCAGCUAGUUUUAAGACAUUGCAUACAAAAAGGUGGAACAGAAGUACCCAGUAACAAGGACGUAACAUCUUUAGAUUGGAAUUGCGAUGGAGGAUUUCUAGCAACAGGGUCUUACGAUGGUUACGCCAGAAUUUGGACGACUGACGGUCGACUUGCCAGCACAUUAGGUCAACACAAGGGUCCAAUUUUUGCUCUCAAGUGGAAUAAAAGAGGAAACUACAUUCUAAGUGCUGGUGUUGAUAAAACAACGAUAAUAUGGGAUGCUGGUAGUGGUCAGUGUACGCAACAGUUUUCGUUCCACUCUGCGCCUGCCUUGGACGUAGACUGGCAGACGAAUACCAGUUUUGCAUCAUGCAGCACUGACCAGAGAAUCCACGUUUGUAGGCUGAAUGCUGACAAACCCAUAAAAUCAUUUCAAGGACAUACGAAUGAAGUCAACGCUAUUAAAUGGGAUCCUCAGGGGAAUCUCCUAGCCUCGUGUUCUGACGACAUGACAUUGAAGAUAUGGUCCAUGAAGUAUGAUACGUGUGUGCAUGAUUUGCAAGCUCAUAAUAAGGAAAUUUAUACUAUCAAGUGGAGCCCGACAGGUCCUGGGACUGCAAAUCCCAAUAUGAAUUUAAUACUUGCAAGUGCUUCAUUCGAUUCUACUGUGAGACUUUGGGAAGUUGAAAGAGGAGCUUGCAUUCAUACACUCACGAAACAUACUGAACCUGUCUACAGCGUGGCAUUUUCUCCAGAUGGAAAAUUCUUAGCUUCAGGCAGUUUUGACAAAUGUGUUCAUAUCUGGUCAACACAGAGUGGGCAAUUAGUACAUAGCUAUAAAGGAACUGGUGGGAUUUUUGAAGUAUGUUGGAACUCUAGGGGUGAUAAAGUAGGUGCAAGUGCAUCUGAUGGAAGUGUUUUCGUGCUCGAUCUUCGCAAGCUGUGAUCAUUGUUAAGGGUGUAGAAACCCGACCGAGCUCAAAUCAUAAAAUGAUCUUCCUUCAAACACCUAUCAUGCUUGAUAUAACAUUAAGUGAUUUGUAGAUUGUAAAUGUAUAGCAAGAUUCGUACACUAUACCUACCUCCAUAGUGAACAUUUAACAAAUUGGGCGAUGGAUAUGGUGCAAGUGAUAUGGUUGUUGAUAAGCCGAGUGGAACAGUGAUGAGCCCGUGUGUUCUCAAGAAGCAGACAGAACUAUGAAAAAAAAAUUACUGAAAGAAUCUGAAAGUGGAUUACAAUGUUGAAAGACAUUGUUUGUAAUAAAUUUUAUUAUAGGAUUAUUUAUUACAAAUGUGUGGUGUGGGAAAAAAUUACAAAACCUGUAAAUUCUCCAGUUCUCCCUUAAAAGAUCCUCAUAUUUUUAGUUAUGGAUAAGAUAAGAAAUAUUUCUUAUUGGGAGGAUUUUUUUUUUUUUAAUUAUUAUAUAUCUUGACCUAUAAUACAAAUUGUAUAUAUAUUGAUUAUUGAUACUUUAUUACGCUAUUUUUGUUGAAGAGACAGACCUCAAUCCAUUCUAUAUAUAUAUAAAAAAAUGUUA
Molecule: messenger RNA, 2493 nt
Organism: Cimex lectularius (bed bug)
Lineage: Eukaryota; Metazoa; Arthropoda; Insecta; Hemiptera; Cimicidae
Gene: ebi
Product: F-box-like/WD repeat-containing protein TBL1XR1-B
Exons: 11
Coding region: 414-1901 (495 amino acids)
Biological process (GO): regulation of transcription by RNA polymerase II
Cellular component (GO): histone deacetylase complex
Molecular function (GO): protein binding; transcription corepressor activity
Source: RefSeq, a predicted model, not a curated record